AUGCUACCAGGACCCGGCGGGGCGCUGCGUUGCUCUGCACUGCUGCUCCUCCUUGUGCCGUCCGCUACACGCGCUGCACUACCUUUCGGACGAGGCUUCUCAUCUUUGCGUGCAGGCUUGCGCGAAUUGCAACCAGCGGCGACCACCAGCGAGCGCUUGGGCCUAUCAGCGAAACGCCUGGGAGUGGCUGCGGGCAGCCCUCACAGUCCCGUCUCGUCCGGUCAUUCAGGUUAUUCUCGGAUCGAUCUCGAUCAUGACUUUGCUCCUCACGAGCUUGACGCAUGGAAGCUUCCUUCUCCAGUGGCUUCGCCGCGACGUCACUCAGCAGGAUAUCUCUCGAAUUCGCAUCUGUCUGAUGCUCGCACCAGCAAUCACGACCAUGUCCAACACACGAAACCUUCUGGGGAAGACCACGAAUCUCUCGCCUGGCUAGACGAGGAUCUUCACAGCCACUUCCCAGAAGAACUCGUGCAUUCUUGGCUGAGGACGCCUUCACCAACGCGUGGAGCUUCAAGUCCUGCAACCUCGUCCACUAGCCUGGCUUCGAAGCAGGCGCAAGAGAACAACCUUUUAGCGGUGUCCGAGACUCGUUCCGCUGAGCGCCGACCAUUGACUCCUGAGCAAACGCGAGCGGAGCAAUCAGCUGCCACUUCGCCCGGUGCCUCUGGACAUACAGGAAGCUUAGGGGAAGAGGGAGAUGCAUCUCUCAAUCCCACGACAAAGAAACGGCAGAAACGGAAACUCAAUUACGUCGACCCUAGUACAUACGACGAGCAAAAUCUUCAGACGCUGCUCGAUCAGAUAAAGCUUUCCGCUCACGGAAAGCAUUCAGCAGCGCUUCACUCGGCCAUCUUUGCCAAAGCCAAGGCGGAAGGCUUGCCGGAAGUGCCUCAAAAUGGCUGGCAGCUGCGACAGAUGAGAUCCUGGGCGAGGGCUCAGAAAAUGCAAGCCGCACUGGCACAAGAUGCCCACGGGACGCCAGUGCAGCGGCCAGAACCUGCAGCAGCAACAUCCGACCCCCAGAAAGCUGGGACCUCCGCCUUUUCGUCAAUGAAAUGGUCCUCGCCCAAAAGAACGGGCACCACUAUGAGCAGCUUGCUAAGGAAGAAGGGCAAGCUGGAGAAUGAAGGCAAGGACGCGAGUCAGAUUGAUACACAGAUCGCGGCAUUAGCAAAGCAACUCGGCAUACCCAUCCCGAAGAGCAGAUGGGAAUUCACCACCAAUUCGUUGGAUUUCCCUCCGCUGACCGGCAAGGACUUGUCCGAGGCCAGUAUUCUUGCCCUCUUUAGAAUGAAAAGUCAAGGACUAGCGAGCAAGAAAGAUAUCAGUAAAGUUCAAGCUGAGAUCGACCGAAGGGCGCGAGAAGAAGGUGUGGCAAACCCGGAGAAUGUCGCGCAAUUCUAUUCGCGGCGCAGAAAGCUCAGGUUGGCCAAGGCUAAGGGAAAGAAGACGGGAACAAAGCAAUACGUUCCGAGGGGAUGA
Molecule: messenger RNA, 1482 nt
Organism: Ceraceosorus bombacis
Lineage: Eukaryota; Fungi; Basidiomycota; Exobasidiomycetes; Ceraceosorales; Ceraceosoraceae
Source: the annotation of a GenBank genome assembly